This is a messenger RNA of Habropoda laboriosa, 1248 nucleotides long. Its product is annotated as putative gustatory receptor 2a. The transcript has 6 exons. The record is from RefSeq and is a predicted model, not a curated record. NCBI's taxonomy places the organism in Eukaryota, Metazoa, Arthropoda, Insecta, Hymenoptera, Apidae. The coding region runs from base 1 to 1248 and encodes 415 amino acids. Gene Ontology annotation, biological process: sensory perception of taste. Gene Ontology annotation, cellular component: membrane; axon; dendrite.
AUGGGACUGUUUCAAAAUGAAUUCCCGCGUUUCCCGAAAAAUUAUCCUCUUCCGCUAUCGAAGAUACGAGUGAAACCGUUCGACGUGGAAACCACGUUGGCCGAAGUGAAAUUGGAAAGAAAAAAUCGAGCGAAAAAGUACCACGGUCCAGAUUCACCAUUGUACUCGGCGAUUUACCCUUCAGUUUGCAUAAUGAAGGUGUUCGGUUUGGCGCCGUACGAUUUCACAGGCGACGAGAUGACUCCGUCCAACUUAUGCCUCGUAUUCUCCUUCGCGUUUAUGUGCAUUUAUUGUUACAUUGUGUACAUAGUGUAUCUGAAAUUCACCAGUUUAAAAAGGCAGAAACAGAUGCUGAACGUGGUCGAAACUACAAAGGUAAUCGUGAAUUUCUUGGUGGCCAUGUACGAGCUGGUAUCGACGGUAUUUACGAGGAGGGUGUUCAGUCGCAUUUGGAACGCAUUGCAAGAUUCUGACGAGAGGAUGAGCCAACUGGGCUAUCCACGUAAAGAGACGAAAACCAAGAUCGCGAUGUGGACUCUUUUGAUCAGCCAGAUCAUAGUCUGGACGGUAGUUAAUCAGAGUGGAAUGUACGCUCUGAUGGAAGCUUGGUUUUUUAACGUAAGCUACAUAUGCGUUUACCUCGGUACCGCUAUACCGGUGUACAAAUUUUUCGGGAUGACGAGCUUUCUCGGUCAACGGUUCCACCAGCUCAAUCAAAUCGCCAGAGAAAAUUUACCGCCGAGGGUUGGAUACAAAAGCAGCAGCGUCAGCAAAAAGACCAUUCAAGAUCUGCACGACAAACUGAUGCUGUCCAGCGAGGAACUGGCCUCUCUCUACUCCUGGUCCUUGUUGUUCUGGCUUGGAAAUUUGAGCGUGCACAGUGUCAGCAAUCUGUACUUCAUCAUCGAUUGGCUCAUCUUGAUGCCCUGGACCAACAUAGCCUGGCUUCGCGUAUUCAACAUGUGGUCUUGGGAGGUUGGAUUUAUAUCGCAACUUUUGGUCAUUUACAUUGCCUGCGACUACACGAUAACAGAGGCGAAUUCCAUGGGUGCUAUCUUCGUCGAGUGGGACGCGAGAGUGAUUCAAAGAUUUCCUUACGACGAUACAGUUCGUACAUCGCUGCCCUUUCUCAACAGGCGACUCAGUUUCUCCGCCGGCGGACUCUUUAACGUCCACUUACCCCUUCUCUGUUCGAUGGUCGGGGUGCUGUCGACGUAUCUGGUACUUCUUUUACAGUUUCCAGCCUGA